AGCCGUGGCUCGGGACCGUGAUCUUCUCCUGAUCCGUGGCUCAGGAAUUCAGGUUUCCGGUAGGCGGCGGUAGGCCGAAGAGUAAAUGACGGAUGAGGACAAGUGUCAGGCUGUCUCCUACCUCUGGCUACGAUUUGCUGGAUCUCCAUCGACGGUUAUGGCUCUCUGAGCAGCGGAUAUUGGCGGCGGGGCGGGCGCGGAGAUUGCAGAGCAGCGGUUUGUUGGAAUAAUGGAGUUCCGUGUACAGCCUAUUAGGAGAUUUGGCCGAUGCGAGCGACAACGAGUUUCCGAUGGAGCCGCUCUGCUUCCCCGCGGUGGCGAUAGGUGCGGAUGAGCUGCCCCCCAUGGCAGGGGGUAGCACGGACGGCCAGAUCUGUGCAGCGGAGGGGGGAGUUGCGGGCGAAAGGGAUGUUGAACCACAUGCAUCCGACCAAUCGAUUCAUCCAAAGACUCCAGGCUGGACUAGAAGGAUGAGAAUUGGAGCAGCUGCUCCAGGAAGGACGCCUAACCCUGGACGUCCCAGCGCCCUGUGGAAGGCUAAUCGUGGAUUCGCUGAGAAACCAGGGGAGAUUGUGAUCGUGCCUGCAAUUGGCACAAGCUUUGAUACGCUCGGCGAGGCCUAUGACUUUCACAAUAUCCACUCCUGGGAGAAGGCGUUCGGGAUAAGGCACGGGAAGAGCAGACUGAAUGUGGAGAGGACAAAAUGCAUGGAAGUUUGUGUUUGUGCGGGAAAACCCGGGGUGGAGGACACUUGAUCGUGCCGAUGCGAAUGCCUUACACUGAUAAGAUUGCUCCGUUCAAAGGCCAAUGGUUGGUACAUAGCUGAGCAUCGUGAGCAGCACAACCACUCGUUGUGUCCAACAUAUGGGCAGACAAUACACUGGCAUUUGCACAAGCACAUUGAUGUCUACAGCAGAGAUCUGGUUGAGCAGUUGCGCCAGAACAAUGUGAACCUAGCAAAAGUACACAGCAUUAUUGGAAGUUUUUUUGGGGCUCAAUGGAGAAGCCCCCCUUUACAAAAAGAGCUCUGAAAAAUUUGUGUGGCAAAAUCACCAGGGUGCGGGCUGAAGAUGAUGUGAGGAAACUAUGGAGGUUUUCGCAGAACUCAGUUCAAGAGAUCGCCACUUCACUUAUCGUGUGCAAGCAGACAACGAUGGUCCGAUAACAAAUUUGAUGUGGGCGAAUGUGAGCAGCAGGUUGCAGUACACAUUCUUUGGAGACAUCGUUACUUUCGAUACGACUUACAGAACAAACAUGUACAACAUGCCAUUUGGUCUAUUCGUCAGUGUGAACAAUCAUUUUCAGAGUAUCAUCCUAGCUGGGGUUUUGGUUCGUGAUGAAUAAGAGAGAACAUUUGAGUAGGUUUUCACGGAGUUCGUUAGGAUGAUGGGAGUGAGUGCGCCCAAAACAAUUCUGACAUGUUUGAACCUUUAUAAUACAAAAAAUGUGUGGUUCAUCCAUUUCAGGAUUGAUGUUUUUGAAACAUGGAUUGUAAUAUGAUUUAACUUGUUGUGCAGAUCAAUGCUGCGCAAUGGAGUUUGCCAUAAAAAAUGUAAUGCCUCAGACUGGUGCAUCGAUGGUUCAAGUGGCACGUGCUAAAAAAAGGCAAAAGAAUCACUCAAUUCAUUGUACACCAAGAAGAGUGAGUUCAGGGCAGAGUUCCACAAGGUAGUGAAUCACAUGCUUACAAUCGAUAAAUUCGAGGAAGCU
Triticum dicoccoides is the source of this 1710-nucleotide messenger RNA. RefSeq lists its product as uncharacterized. Bases 291 to 755 code for a protein of 154 amino acids. NCBI's taxonomy places the organism in Eukaryota, Viridiplantae, Streptophyta, Magnoliopsida, Poales, Poaceae. The transcript has 4 exons. The record is from RefSeq and is a predicted model, not a curated record.